AUCUGCAAUUUCUUGAGCUAAAUGUUGAGAUUAUGUUUAAUUUUUUCUGGCUAUGUAAAAUACAAAUAGUUAGCAAUGUUUCUGUGAGUAUUUCAUGUAUAUCAACACGGAAUCUUUUACAUACAAAGUAUCGAAAGUUUUUCGUAUCUAAUGGGAGUGUCGUUUAGAUGCGCUGACCUUCGUUUUGAUGCACAACUCACAACAAAGCAUCAAAUUGACGGCUGCCCCAUUUUCACAACAAUCUUAGGAUUUGUUACUGGUUAAUUAUUAGUGAAAAUCAAUUACUAUGAUGAGGUUCCAAAUGAUAAACAGCAACCUGUUAUGUGCCAAGUGUUACGUGAGUGGAAAGUAAAAUGAUAAUGGAAUCGGCGACUACGCAAACAAUUUUGUACGGUGUGAUUUGUCGUUCAGAACCACAGACUUUCUUUUUAACUUCUAGGAAAGUAUUAUUAAACCUGAGGAAAUAAAAUUGUUGGAUCAAAAUGAAUGAGAGGGAUAUUCCCAGUGUCCCCAUUACAACACUAGCAGGAGUAGCUAGUCUGACAGAUUUAUUACCAGUGUUACCACUUCCAACACCUUUACCGUCAACAUUAAAUAACAAGUCGCAACUUUUCCACCCACUGGUGGCUGAAGAGGCAGCAAAAUUAUUGGCAACACGAGAUAAAGAUUUAGUUUCGCAGCUUCUUGAGUCACUAAUGCAAACGUCUGUACGGAAUAUAGAUUUAAAGGAUGAAAGCAUUCCAAAUGCAGUUAGUCCUGCACCUCAACAACAAUCUACACCUGAAUUGUUGAAGGCAAUUUUAAGCAUAAAUCCCAAUGUAUUUGAUCAACAGCAACAAAAUCAUUGGAGUAACAAUAGUAUACACACAUCAAAAUUUAAUGGGAUAUCUCCAUCUCCAUCAUAUAGUUAUACACAACAUAAUGCAGUUCCCUCAAGCCCUUCGACAUUAGGGACAGCAAUUCACUCUGGGACCAUUCCCAGUCAACAGUUGUUGGCUCCACCAUGUCAGUCAUCACCUCACGUAAACAUGGGUUCCCCUCCAUCCCAGGCCAGACCAGGUUCCCAACUUAAUAUCACUGGACAAAAUAGUAUAUCCCCGAUUUGGAGUAAUGCAAAUUCAUCCAGUACAUAUCCGAGUCCGCAGUCCACAACUUGUUCGAAUCCUCAAAAUGGUGGAUUCUACAAUAGUAUAGUUUCAGACAAUAGAAAUUUUGAUACUAAUAUUAGUGAUGAAAAAGAUCCAUUAUCUAUGUCACCAACAAAUCAACCUGAACAACAAAGGUUACACAUGCAAAUGCAAGACAAAACUUUUGAACAAGCUGAUGGUAACGUUAUGACUGGCCAAUCUCCAGCCCAAGCUAGUGUAGCGCCAUCACCCUUACGACAAGAACCUCAUGUGCCUCAGCCGUCAAUGGGUGCACCUUAUGCUCCCAUACAACAAACACAAAACACUGCUACUGAUAAGCAAGACAACAAAAACGCCAAUGCAAACAACAGAUAUCCUGUAGUAAAACUUGGCCGUCUAUCUGAUGGAAUUCUGAAAAAACACGACUUUUCUAAUGAUUCUCGAUCCAGAAAAAAUAGUGUUCUUGAAUCGGAUUCAGAUGAAAACGCGCCGCUUAAACCAAAAUCUAGUAAUUGCACUCCCACUGUAGACAAGGAAAGGGAAGCCAUAGAUAUUGCUAGAGAAAAAAAUUGGGAAGCUGUUAAAAGGAAACAUGAAGAAGCUAGUAAAAAAGAAGAAGCUGAGGCAGCUAUAGUGCGACCCAAACUAAGAAAAGUCGAAAGACGAUUAGUACCUGUUUUAGAAAUGUUGUCAGUGGAUGAAUUAAUGGAAACAAACACGUAUCAACGAUUCAAUAAAUUAAUUGAAUCGGUAUUUGAAACCAUUGAUGAUGAUGUAAUUAUAACAGAAGAAAUGGAGGGUACUGAUAUCCCAGAAGAAUUACUGCUGCCACGGUAUCAACUUCAGGAACUGUGUUCGGAGGCAGCAAAAUUGAAAAACCUUGGUGCUAUGGAAGCAAUACCUUCAGACAGAUUAGUUCGCCUAUUGAAUAUAUUAGAAAAAAAUAUAAGAGCGUCAGAGAAAAUGUCAUUGUUGGGCGAUCCUGAAGACAGUGAAGAAAUGCGGCAGAUAUGGAUAGAAUCAGCUUUAGAAAGAGUGAUGUGUGCGUCAGAUGCAUGUCUCACGUCUUUGUACAUAAUGACAUCCCCGAGCAUGCCGAAACGAAUAUUUUUAGAAGACGUUAUAGAUAGAAUUAUUAUGUUCAUUAAAUUCCAAUUAAACAAUACCAUUUACUGUGUAUAUGAUCCUGUAUAUAGUAUUCAGACGACAUCUAAAAGGAAAGUGGACGGCCGCAAGCGUCGCGGCGGCGGGGCGGGGCUCGCGACGCGUCGCUGCGGCGGCUCCACGCGCGCCGUCAAGGAGCUGUACACGCACGCGCACGAGAGCGUCACGCUGCUCGCGGAACUGUUCGCGGCGCACCACCUCACCGACACCACGGUGCUGCACGCCUCCACUGUUGGCGUCUCGCCCUUCUUCGUAGAGAACGUCAGCGAGCUGCAGCUGUCGGCGUUGAAACUCGUCACGACGAUAUUUACAAAAUAUGAACAACAUCGACGUCUCUUACUGGAAGAUAUAUUGGCAUCGAUAGCCCGUAUACCCAGUUCAAAACACAAUUUGCGUUCCUUUCAACUAAAUGCUGAUCAACAUAUUCAAAUGCUCACGGCGCUUGUCUUACAACUUGUACAAUGUGUCGUCACUCUGCCAGAGACGCUUUGUAAAUCUAAUGAGAAAGACAAGGAACAUUCAGAGUCUUCUGAUAGUAAAAAACCUGUAGAUAAAGACCUGCUCAUAAUCUCAAAGUACGAAGCGGCAAUAAGCGUAGGUGGCACAUUCCUAACGUCAUUCCUAAACAAAUGUCGGAGUCGUUCCGAAGAGGUGGACUUCAGGCCGCUGUUUGAAAAUUUUGUACAUGACCUCUUGACGACCGUUAACAAACCCGAGUGGCCCGCGACGGAAUUACUGCUCAGCUUACUCGGAACCAUGUUGGUGAAGUACAUGUCGGACAAAUCUAUGGAGAUGUCCGUUCGCGUGGCGUCGCUGGAGUACCUCGGGCUGGUAGCAGCGCGUCUGCGCAGGGACAGCGUGCACUCGCGUGGCAAGCUCGCCGCCAUGGACGCUGUCGUGAGGGAUAUCCGCGCCGAGGAGGAGAAGGAUGGCACCCACGGCCAGAACGUGACGUCCGGCCUCGACGAGGAUGAAGAGAGAACGGAAUUCCUGCAGCGGGUCCUGCUGGAUUAUCUCGCGAUAAACGGGCAGAAGGAUCAAGCUUGGAAUUGCGCUCGACAUUUUUAUAUCACGCAGUGGUACAGGGAUAUGGUGGUUCAGCCGAAGAAUACAUCGCCGACAAAAAAGCCUAAAAAUAAAUCUAAGAAGCGUCAUAGAGAACUUUCUAGCGAGGAGGAAUCGGACGCCGACGAAGACAGUGAUGGAGGCCUGAAGGACUCUAAAUCGGAUCGAAAGCAUAUCGCGAGUGCUAUCGAUUCGGCAGAAAAAUUCAAAACAAUAGAACGAAGAAAGAAUUUCUUUAUAGAAAAAAUUAGGCCAUUCCGGUACCAGGGUGGGACCCAAGUGCAGGUGAUGCAAUCGUACAUAGAUUAUAGUGGAGCUGAACUUAUUUCGCAAUAUCUAGCUUCAAAAAGGUCUUUCUCGCAAAGCUUUGAUCGGUAUUUGCGAAAAAUUCUUGUUAUACUGUGCGAAAAUACGAUCGCCAUACGAACGAAGGCGAUGAAAUGCUUGGCGAUGAUAGUCGAAGCAGAUCCGUCCGUAUUGGCGAGGCCUGAUAUGCAGAUCGGAGUGAACCGAUCGUUCCUCGACCAAUCCACGGCAGUGCGGGAAGCUGCCGUCGAUCUCGUUGGAAAAUUCGUCUUGAGCAGACACGAUCUUAUCGACAAGUAUUACUCUAUGCUCUCAAACAGAAUAUUGGAUACUGGCGUAUCAGUAAGGAAACGUGUAAUUAAAAUUUUAAAAGACAUCUGUAUAGAAUGCCCCGAGUUUCCUAAAAUACCCGAGAUAUGUGUAAAAAUGAUCAGACGAGUAAAUGACGAGGAAGGUAUCAGGAAACUGGUUAUGGAAGUAUUUCAGAACAUGUGGUUCAGUCCAUGCCUAAACACCAGCCGGCCGGGAGCCCUCGACAUGACGGCGGCGGCCGCCGACCCUCUCACCAGGAAAGUCCUGAACAUCACGGACGUUGUUAUUUCGUCCAGAGACAUCGGUCUCGAAUGGUUUCAGCAGUUACUUAUGAGCUUAUUCAAACCUAAAGAAGAUAAAGAUGAUUCCACUAAAAUAAUAUAUCAACCGCCUAAAUCGCUGCUAGUAGCUUGUCAACAAAUAGUCGACUGUCUUGUAGAGAGCUUACUACAGUUGGAAGAGACUAGUUCAGAAGGUUCCAGUUCACCACAAAGAAUUUUAGCGUGUCUCUCAACUUUGCAUUUAUUUGCAAAAAUCAGACCGCAGCUGCUCGUUAACCAUGCCUUAACUUUGCAACCGUACCUCAGUUUGAAAUGUCAGAAUCAACACGAGCAGCAAAUAAUGUCGACAGUGGCGUCCACUCUUGAACUAGUCGUACCGCUAAUGGAGCACCCGAGUGAAGUAUUCCUGGCUCAGUUGGAAGAAGAUGCCGUUAAACUUAUUCUGCAGCGCGGUCAACACGUCAUCGCUUCAUGCAUAGCCUGCUUAGCAGCUAUAGUCAACAAUCUCACGCAUAAUUAUAAACUAAUUAGGGAUGUAUUUAAUAAAUAUCACGGAGUCCUACUCCAAUGGAAAAGCAGUUGGCAGCGGAACCCCGAAAUGACACGUUCAUCACAUUCGAGACCUCAUUUUCGUCGUGCACUUUUCAUCGUGGGCUUAUUACUCAGAUACUUUGACUUUACGGACAUCAAAGUCAUUGAUGGUCUUCCAAACGACAUAAAAGAACAGGUUUAUUCAACGCUGAUGUUUUUUGUGGGUUUGGAAGAUGAGGACUUCGUCUCACAUACUCUUAAAGCCCUGGGUUCAGUGUGCGUACGGCAUUACGAAUUCAUGUUACGCCCUGAACUCAAAGAAUUCUACCAUCAACUACUGACUUCAGAUUUAGCUCCGAUAGAAAUGAAAGUAGACGUAUUGAGGAACAUUGAAAUGUACUUACAAGAGGAAGAGCAAAGAAUGAUAAGGCAAGAUAAAGAGUGGUCAACAAGAUCAAAACAUGAGAAUCUCAAGGAGAUGGGUGACGUAUCAUCGGGCAUGGCGUCGACGGUGAUCCAGUUGUACCUAAAAGAAAUCCUCGGCUCGUCCAUACAUCACAGUACGGUCGUGCGGUCCGCCGCCAUGAAGGUUGUACAGCUCGUCUUGGCGCAGGGGCUCGUGCAUCCUGUACAGAUUGUACCAUACUUAAUAAGCAUGAGCACGGACUUAGAGGUAACAGUGUCACACACAGCGGACAAAAAUCUUCAGGAAAUAGAUAAAAAAUAUCCCGGUUUCAUCCACAUGAAAGCGCAACUAGGAAUCAAACUAUCAUACCAGUUACAAAAAACUUUGCAGUCGAACAGCAGAGAAAAAAACGUCAUAAGGGGAUUUAGGAAAAAAGAACUUGAUGAUCUACCCACUGCCCUUAACGGGUUUUUAUAUUCACUAUUGAGGAACACAAGGCCGCAGAGACGAGCUUUAAUUUUGUCAUUACUAAAACAGUUUGACGAUGUGUCGACUGCUCCAUUAGAUCAGAUGCUGUACCUGGCCGAUAAUUUAAGUUACUUUCCAUAUCAAGUACAAGAUGAACCAUUGUUCAUAAUACAUCAUAUAGAUAUCAUAAUUUCAACGUCAGGGUCAAAUUUAUUACAGCUUUUUCGUGAGGGCUUAAUAAAAUCCAAUGCGGGAGAGAAAGGUACCGCGGAGGAAGAGGAGGAGGAGGAAGAAGAAGACGCAGAGGCGUUGGAGGCGCGGGUACCGGACAACACGCGCGCGCUGCGGGACGCCAUGCGCCAGGCGCGCGGCUGUCUGCUGCUGCUCGUACUCAAGCAGCACCUCAAGCAACUCUACGGAUUCACAGAUGCUAAAAUCAAUCAAUAUUCUCCAUCGGAGAGUGUGAAAGUAUACGAGAAGGCGGUGUCCCGACGGCACGCGCCAAUAUUCGAGCCCAAGGCCACGAUUUUGCAGCUGCAGGAAGACGAGUGCGAAGACGAACUCGACAGACGCGGCCGCCGUAGACUCAUCAACGAUUACCUCGAAUUGAAGCAGCUAAUGCUGAAGUUCGACCCAGAAGAGGAGGACGAAGAAGAGAGUGCGGCGGGCGGCGGUGCCCCUCCCCCUCCCCCUACCUAGCGUCCCCUUCCCUCUGCCCCUCCCGCGCCCCUAGACUGACCGCUCCGCCGACCGACCGCCGCGUUACUUCGAUCGGUUUAUUUAUUAGCGCUCGAGAGCAGGACGAGAGCCGCCUUGUACAGUGUCCGGCGACUCCCGCCCCGCGCCCUCGAUGCGCCCGCGACGAUUACGACGUCUUUGUACAACUUAUAUUUGAUAAACUCUUGUUUUUUUUUAUUAUUAUUUUAUUUUAUUGAAAAGUCUUGUGUGUAGAUAAUUUUUUUAUGGAGAAUAUAAAGUGUAUGUAUGUACCUACUCUGUUUUGCGUUUCCGUGUGCCGUGCCGGUGAACGGCCUAAAUUGUCACCGGUGCGGCGGUCGGUGCGUCCGUGUGUCCGAUCGACCGACAUCUGUUAAGAUUUUUACUUAUAGUUUUUUUUUUUUGCAUAAGAGAGAGGGUACCCGUUGCAAUGAUUUGCAUUUCUUAUAAUGAUAAUUAUAAUAUAAAAAAAUAUUGUAAAUAAAUCGAUAUAACAUUAAAGUUACGAAGUUAGAUUUUUAA
This is a messenger RNA of Bombyx mandarina (wild silkworm), 6899 nucleotides long. It is a transcript of the gene Nipped-B, whose product is annotated as Nipped-B cohesin loading factor. Gene Ontology annotation, cellular component: Scc2-Scc4 cohesin loading complex. Gene Ontology annotation, biological process: chromatin looping; regulation of gene expression; replication-born double-strand break repair via sister chromatid exchange. NCBI's taxonomy places the organism in Eukaryota, Metazoa, Arthropoda, Insecta, Lepidoptera, Bombycidae. Gene Ontology annotation, molecular function: chromatin binding; cohesin loader activity. The record is from RefSeq and is a predicted model, not a curated record.